Ilex paraguariensis (yerba mate) is the source of this 1251-nucleotide messenger RNA. The record is from the annotation of a GenBank genome assembly. Lineage: Eukaryota; Viridiplantae; Streptophyta; Magnoliopsida; Aquifoliales; Aquifoliaceae.
AUGGCCGAUGUUCUAAUGGAUGAAAUUGAAGUUCCUCCAUUUUUUCUCUGCCCCAUAUCUCUAGAGAUCAUGAAGGACCCAGUCACUCUCUCCACAGGCAUUACAUACGAUCGUCAGACCAUCGAGAAAUGGAUAUUUUCCGAGAAAAACAAUACAUGUCCGGUCACAAAACAAGUCCUUUCCGAUCCCGAUUUGACUCCAAACAUCACUCUCCGGCGACUGAUCCAGUCAUGGUGCAUCCUCAACUCUUCCAAUGGCGUCGAAAGAUUCCCAACCCCAAAGCCUCCGAUCAGCAAAACCCAGAUCGCCAAGCUUCUCAAUGAUGCCAAAUCUCCACAAUUGCAAAUGAAAUGUCUCGUAAGACUCAAAUCUAUAGCUUCUGAAAGUGACACGAACAAACGGUGCAUGGAAUCCGCCGGCGCCGGAGAGUUCUUGGCUUCAAUCAUAAGUAAAACCCAAGAAGCUUCAAUACCAGAAAAAUCAGAAGAUGAGUUUGAGAUCACAAAAGCAAGUGAUGAAGCCCUAAGUAUUCUUCACCAUCUUCAAUUAUCAGAAGAUGGAUUCAAAUCUCUCUACGGCCAAAAUGGUCAGUUCAUUGAGUCCUUAAAACAGAUCAUGCAACGUGGGAACUACGAAUCACGAGCUUAUUCUGUGUUCUUAUUGAAAUCAAUCUUCGAAGUAGCUGAACCAAUGCAACUGAUCAGUUUGAAACCAGAUUUUUUUCUUGAAAUAGUCCAACUUUUGAACGACCAGAUCUCUCACAAGGCCUCAAAAGCUGCAUUGCAACUACUGAUUAAUGUUUGCCCAUGGGGAAGAAACAGAGUGAAAGCAGUGGAAGCAAGAGCUGUGCCUGUAUUGAUCGAUCUUUUACUCGAAAGUUUUGAGAAAAGGGACUGUGAAAUGAUGCUAAUGGUGUUGGAUCAGCUGUGCCAAUGUGCAGAAGGAAGAGCAGAGUUGUUGAAACAUGGAGCUGGGUUGGCUAUGGUGUCGAAGAAGAUACUUAGGGUUUCAAAGGUGGCGAGUGAGAGGGGUGUGAGGAUUCUACAUUCCAUUUCAAAGUUCUCAGCAACUCCUAGUGUUGUUCAAGAGAUGUUGCAACUGGGUGUGGUGGCAAAGCUGUGUCUGGUUGUUCAAGUUGAUUGUGGUACUAAGACCAAGGAGAGAGCUAGAGAGAUCCUUAAGUUGCAUGCUAAGGCGUGGAAAAACUCUCCAUGUGCACCCAUGAAUUCGCUCUCUGCAUAUCCCUCUUGA